Messenger RNA from Gadus chalcogrammus (walleye pollock), 2404 nucleotides. It is a transcript of the gene nectin1b, whose product is annotated as nectin cell adhesion molecule 1b. Gene Ontology annotation, cellular component: adherens junction. Bases 839 to 2332 code for a protein of 497 amino acids. The transcript is spliced from 6 exons. The record is from RefSeq and is a predicted model, not a curated record. Gene Ontology annotation, biological process: heterophilic cell-cell adhesion; protein localization to cell junction; homophilic cell-cell adhesion. Lineage: Eukaryota; Metazoa; Chordata; Actinopteri; Gadiformes; Gadidae.
CACACACGCACACACUGUGUAGUAGUCCAGGUUGUACAGUGCGUGGGGCGGUACUACUACACAUAGCGGCAUAACGACACAUUGUUCUGCAGCCAAGCCAGCUUCAAGUAAAUCGGAGGGGACUGGAACAAAAUAAAGUUGAGUGGCCUUUGUUUGACUCAUCAUCGCGGACAACAGGGACUUGGCUGGAGGAGCAUACAUGGUGGGAGAGAUCGCCUCCGACAAGCUUUUCUGAAAGCUACCGUUGGGACAUCUGUAGGUCGUUUUAUUCUCCUGGACACACACACGAACAAACGGCGUUGGACCCGAGCAGCCUAAGUACUAGAAGUUCGCUGCCGUCCACACAGCCAUCGAUCGCAGCCCUCCCGCCUACUUCUCUCAGCCCCCGGACUUCGGAGGGACGGAGCCUCAGUGUGGAAGCUGCAGCGGUGGACGCAGCGAGAGGAAUAGGGUCUCUGGCGAAACCAACGCAUAAGAGCUUUGAACAAAUCAUCUCCUUUCACCCGAGGCUUCAGAAGAGACCGUCGCUGAGCUUGAAUUGCUGGCGGUUGGAUUUCAUUGGGAGGGGAGACAAAAACCGAAUAGAUUACUUCUAGUCUGAACUCUUCCACCGAGGAUUCACCGCAGUUUGAUGCACUCUCCUGCGGACCAGCGCAUCUCCAUAGGGGUUCUAGUUUGAAACAAGUCGCUUCGCCCUCAAGAAGUGGAUAACUGUGAAGUUCCCCCAAGCAUCUGGAUUGGCGCAACUUGCAUGCGCGGUCUUCUUGGUCAUCUCGAGUAAACGUAUCGAUCGGUCGACUCAGGUUAUCAGGGAGAAGAUCCGGAUAGUCGCGGUGCCAUGGCUCUUUACGUAGGUGCAUGGAUCGUCCUGCUGGCGCUAUGCGUCCACUCGGGCGCGGGCCAGAUGGUGCAGAUGGACUCUGUGAAGUCGGGCUUCGUGGGCGCCACGGUGGAGCUGAAGUGCAUCUUCGUCAACAGCAACCCGCCCGUCAAGAUCUCCCAGGUGACCUGGCAGAAGCUGACCAACAGCACCAAGCAGAACCUGGCCAUCGCCAACCCCGCGCUGGGCAUCUCGGUGCUGGCGCCCUUCAAGGAGCGCGUGUCCUUUAAGCAGGACCUGAAGAAGACCCCCUCCCUGGAGGACACCACCAUCGUGUUCUCCAACCUGCGGCUGUCGGACGACGCCGCCUACAUCUGCGAGUACACCACCUUCCCCGCGGGCAACAGGGAGAACAUGGUGAACCUCAGCGUGUUCGCCCGACCCAGGACCAGCCUGGCCCUGACCUCGUCCACCAUCGUGGCACGUGCCUCGAGCCGCAAGACCACCGUGGCCACGUGCAUCUCGGCCAACGGGAAGCCCACCAGCGUGAUCAAGUGGGACACGCUGCUGAAGGGUGAAUUCGACUUGAAGGAGACGACAAACGCCAACGGCACGGUGACGGUGCGCAGCAACUACAUGGUGAUGCCCAGCAGCAAGAUGCACAAGAUGAAGCUGACGUGCAUCGUGAGGUACCGCAACGAGCACAUCACCGACAGCGUCGUGCUCAACGUCCAGUACGAACCGGAGGUGACCAUCGAGGGCUUCGACGGCAACUGGUACCUCAACCGCCAGGACGUCAAGCUGACCUGCAACGCCAACGCCAACCCUCCCGUCACCGUCUACCAAUGGAAACUGCUGAACGGCUCCAUGCCCACCAAUGUGGAGGUGAAGAACAACAGCCUAUUCUUCAAGGGCCCCGUGACCUACGAGCAGGCCGGCGCCUACGUCUGCGAGGCCACCAACAACAUCGGUCGGCGCACCGGCUCCGUGGAGGUCAACAUCACCGAACUCCCUAGCUUCCCGACCCCUCGGAGCACCGAUAUCGUAGCCGAGCCGCACAAAACCGGCCUGGUGAUCGGGUGCGUGGCGGGGGGCGUGGCCCUGCUGGUCCUGCUCGCCGUCCUGCUCUUCGUGUACCUGCGCCGCCGCCAGCGCACCUUCAAGGGCGACUACAACACCAAGAAGCACGUGUUCGGCAACGGCUACAGCAAGGCCGGCGGCGUGCCCGCGCACCCGCCCCUGCCCAAGAACCUGCAGUACCCCGAGGACUCGGACGACGAGAAGAAGCCGGCGCAGGUCAUCGGCCAGGGGGGCUUCGAGGGGCGCGAGCGCGACUUUGACGGCGAGACGGAGGACCUGAAGAGGCCCUACUUCACGGUGGACGAGGGCGAGAGCCGGGACUACGACGAGCGGACGCUGGCCUUCCAGUACGACGCCGAGGCGGAGAUCGCCGACGACAUGAUCUCCCAGACCGACGGCUCCGUCAUUUCUAAGAAGGAGUGGUACGUGUAGUUGGCCGGCGUCGGACGGGGUGGCGUGGACGGGGUGGGGGGGAGGGGGGCGGCAGCGUGCGCCAGACCAACC